AUCCGCCAGAGAAUAGUUAGCGUGGUCAGACGGGCCAAGUCAGCAACGUGCGGGCAGCAAGGUACCAAAGGAGCAGGCAGAGAAUGGUCAAGGUCACAAGCCGGGUUCAGUAACUCACGGGCAGCGCGGUACAGGGGAUCAGGCAGAAGGAUGGUCAAGCAAGCCAGGGGUUCAACAGGAGACGGUCAGCAGAGGUCAGGAUCAAGCCGGGUCAGCAACGAAGCAGGAACACAAGAUACCAGGUACAGAGGCUCAUGGGAAAACAUACACCAAGGCCCA
Molecule: messenger RNA, 279 nt
Organism: Staurois parvus
Lineage: Eukaryota; Metazoa; Chordata; Amphibia; Anura; Ranidae
Source: the annotation of a GenBank genome assembly